Molecule: messenger RNA, 1712 nt
Organism: Balaenoptera musculus (blue whale)
Lineage: Eukaryota; Metazoa; Chordata; Mammalia; Artiodactyla; Balaenopteridae
Gene: HESX1
Product: HESX homeobox 1
Exons: 5
Coding region: 708-1217 (169 amino acids)
Biological process (GO): forebrain development; regulation of transcription by RNA polymerase II; pituitary gland development
Cellular component (GO): nucleus
Molecular function (GO): DNA-binding transcription repressor activity, RNA polymerase II-specific; RNA polymerase II cis-regulatory region sequence-specific DNA binding
Source: RefSeq, a predicted model, not a curated record
UCACUGCUCUGGGCUUGCCCGCGAGUUUGGGCCUCCGAGGCGGGGGAGGCGACUCUUACUGCGCACCUCCAACACCAGCCCUGCUCCCGCGCGUUUGGUUGUAAAUCGUAGGGGACCGUCUUCCCCUAGCAAGACGUGCGUCUUCUGGAACCAGAGCCUCGAGAAAGAAAAGUGAAGCUCUACUUCUAGAACUCGGUCUGGAUUAGAACUUCUGCCUCUUUUGUCCAUCUCUAUAUGUCCACAUUCCUUAGAGAAGAAUCAUUAUACAGAGAAAAUGGCAGAAUCACUAGUGUCUUCUAAAUAUCUAGCCAUUAAUCCCACCAAUCCAUCCCAUUUUCAUUCAAGAAAUAUAAGAAAUGCUGAAUAAAGAUUAUUAGUUGCCCAAUUCCACAGAUAAAUUGGAAUAAAUACAGGUACAGUGGAACAAAUCCAAAUACAGUAACCGGAAUGGAAGUUACUUAUUUUAAACUCAAAUACUAGAUUUUACCAUGAUCUCUUGAAGGAAAAAUAGAAUCAAGUUUUUAAAGUUUUACCAGGUAGACUUGCAGUAUAGUUUCACAGAAUAAUCCUUAGAUUUCAAUAAACUUUCAAUAAGAGCUCUCCCCUUAGAUUGUUUAUCAACUAGUCACCCAGUAGAAGAGAUCUUUAGUUUUUGAAAGGUGGUUUGGAGUCAGUUCUUACAGGAUUACUGCUUCCCAGCUGCUUGGAUGUACCCGGCAUCAUACAGAUCUCAGCAAUACAACUCUGGCCUUCAACAUUUCUUGUCUAUCAGCACAGUGGCAUGCAACCUGGCUCUAAAGAAGGAAGACUUUCAGGGGAAGGAGGUUAACCUAUGUCUACAUGUCCCGAGUCUUCCUAAUGGGAUCUCAUUACCUUGUACUGUGGAUCACUCAGUGCCGGAAGAAAGUGUUUUGAAAUAUGAAGAUUACUUUUCAGCCUCAGAAAGACUUUCUUUGAAAAGAGAGUUGAGUUGGUAUAGAGGCCGAAGACCCAGAACCGCUUUUACUCAGAACCAGAUUGAAGUGUUGGAAAAUGUCUUUAGAGUAAACUGCUAUCCUGGCAUUGAUAUCAGAGAAGACUUAGCUCGAAAAUUGAACCUAGAGGAAGACAGAAUCCAGAUCUGGUUCCAAAAUCGGCGUGCAAAGCUGAAAAGAUCCCAUAGAGAAUCACAGUUUCUCAUGGCAAAAAAAACCUUCAACACAGAUCUCCUGGAAUAGAUAGAAAACUAAACAUGGGGAAUUAUCUUCCAAUUGCAGAAUAUAAAGAAUCAAUGGGAAUAUCAAGUGUUAAAAAUGUGAUGUUUUCUUUUCUGUGUUUAAUCUGAGUAUUGUCUUUUUUUUCUGAAAAUAUAUUGUAAAUAAUUACUAUUAUAACAUGGUACCUAUUAUACUUGGGCACUUCUAGUUACAAUAAAGGCCUUUCCUAUAUAUUUUAAUAAACAUUUUCAGAAAAAGCCAGCUAUUUUUUGUGAGCAAAUUUAAUCUAAUAAAUUAGUUUGCUAGAAUCAGUAAACUCAUGACUAAUUGACUCCACAACUGGAUUCCAUUUACAAAAUAAUUCAAGUCAAAUAAUCUGAAGAAUGGCACAAAGUUGUGAUUUGUUUCAAUAAGUUUCCUUCAACUGCAUUUUGAAACAUGAUUAUACUUAAAUAUAUUAGUGUGAUUUAUUCAUGAAUCUUUUGUUCCUCUUGAUUUCUGGCAUAAAGCAGUGAG